Molecule: messenger RNA, 702 nt
Organism: Protopolystoma xenopodis
Lineage: Eukaryota; Metazoa; Platyhelminthes; Monogenea; Polystomatidea; Polystomatidae
Source: the annotation of a GenBank genome assembly
CUUUGGAAGAGUCUACACCUGGACUCAGCCUGUGAAUCACCACAUCCCAGACAGUCAUCUUUACUUAUUCUGCGUGAAGAGCCGGAUCCACUACUCUUAGCCGGGACGCAGCCUUAUAGUCUUCAUCAUAAGGCAGAUUUGCUCCCACCUGCAAAGCUCGCAGAGCGUGUCUGCUUGGAAGCGACGAGGCCGGUGCGCGACGUUCAGCGUGCUGCAUCCGAAUCUCUGGCGUUUUGCUUGGCUGGUAGACAACCAACGCCAACUCACCUCGCUAUCUUGCUUGACUGGAUCAUCGCAUUAUACCGACGCAUGUUGAAGCGGGAUCCUGCCAUUAAAGACAAUCUUGACAGGAUCUUAAAGCCUGCUUCGCCUGACUGCUGGCGUCAACGCGUCGGUCUAGCUGGCUGUCUAGGCGCUUUGGCCGAGUGGGCUAUCCUUAUGGGUAGAAAUGCAAGUGCUAUCCCAAAUUCGGAAGCCGUCUCGUCUGCUGUGGACGAUGAAUUGGCCGAUCGCCCUGUAACUGCAGAGUUUGGUACAAGUUCAGGUGGUGAAGGAGGCCACGCCGCUGUCGGGGGGCCAUGGUUGUUAAUGUUAUUUAAUUUCUUUGUACCGGAGGGUCUUAACGACCGUCACUCUGCCGUUCAAUCAGCCAUGUUACAAGCUGCAUUGAUUUUGCACAAGUCAGAUACAUUUCUUUAUUAA